AUGCCGUGGACUGAUUCGCAGAGUUGGCCAUCGUCACUGAUGGGGCCAACGCCUUUGGCAAUCGGCGUUGCUAUACUCCUCGUUCUCUCUGUCCCUUUGUUCCUUCAUCUAGUGAUCUACCGCUCCACCUCCUCGACUACCUUACCCUCAUUUCUACUCGUUGGUCCUAGUGGCGCUGGGAAAACAGCGCUGCUCACUCUUUUCGAAAGAGGCCAGCACGUUGAAACCCGCACCUCUCAAGUCCCCAUAAGCGUCGAAGUGUCCCUCCCCGUGUCUACGAAUGCCGCGUCCUUGAAAUACAGAUCGGUCAACGAUCCAUCUAAUCAAGUCCACAAAAAGUUCCUACUCGCCGAUACUCCAGGACAUGGGAAGCUACGGCACUACGCUUUCGACGGCGUCAUCAAGCCACAAAAUCUGAAAGGCAUUAUAUUCAUGGUUGACGCCGCGGACAUAUCCAUGGGCAACAGUGGCAGUGGUAACGAAGCUCUUCGCCAGGCAGCAGAGUAUCUCCAUGACAUACUGCUUCUGUUGCAAAAGCGAUCCACCAGUUCGAAGACCUCAAAAGCUCCCAAAGAGCUGCCGGUCCUCAUUGCUGCAAACAAGCUAGACCUCUUCACAGCUCUCCCAGCUCCUCUGGUGAGGACGGCCCUAGAAUCAGAGAUAUCUAAUGUGCGGAGUUCAAAGACCAAGGGACUGUUGGACUCCGGGAUUGGGAUGAAUGAUCUAGAUAUUGGGGAAGAAAAAGAGUGGCUCGGUGAUGGUGGCGAUGGCAAAUUCGAGUUUUCACAGAUGGACGAGGUCAACGUUGCUGUGAGCGUAGCCGGUGGUAACGUUCUCGGUGCAGAUGGCCAGGAUGACCACAGCAACACUAGUCCAGCACCCCAGAGGCAAAACAGCAUGUUUCCCAACAUUCUCUGCCUCAUUCUCCACCUUCCUCUCCUCAUCCUCGCCUACCCACCCGGCCCUCGCUACACUACUUCACCCAUCUCCGCCAUCGCCCGAUCCAUCGACCCACCCCACUCGGCCAUACACGCUCCCACAGGCGACACUCUAAACCGCACCGCCUGCUUCUGUGCAUCACGGACCUGGGCCAUGGAUCAAACCUACGGCUUCUACUACAUGAUCAGGUACUACAACGCUCACCUCGACCACACCUACAUCCUCGAACCAGCGUGCCAAUCCAGCAUUUCCAUCAACGUCCAAGACGAGUACGAUCCCAACGACAAACCUACCCUUCAAAACGAAUGUUUGCGCUCCCGUUUUCAUGAUCCGGUCGAAUAUUGCACCGGGAAGGACACUGACGAGAACACAUUCUGCUAUACCCUGGCUGGUGGGCCGGAUUACGAUACUUGGCGGUUUAACGGGCAGCAUAGGACAGGACUGCCGCUAGAGCCGGAGGUCAAUUACUCUUCAGAUGUGGUGGAGGAGGUGUGUGAGGAGUCCUGUAAGGAAAGCGUGGGAGGCAUGGAGAUGUUGAGUGGAGAUGCGUUGGAGGUGCUUGAGGGGUAUUAUAACCUUGUUGGGGAGAGGCUGGAGAGCAGUGUCGUUUUCUACCCGUCUAUUCCUGACAUGUGCAAGGGCUGCAAGUAG
Letharia lupina is the source of this 1590-nucleotide messenger RNA. RefSeq lists its product as uncharacterized. The coding region runs from base 1 to 1590 and encodes 529 amino acids. The record is from RefSeq and is a predicted model, not a curated record. The transcript is spliced from 3 exons. Lineage: Eukaryota; Fungi; Ascomycota; Lecanoromycetes; Lecanorales; Parmeliaceae.